CAAACGCAAAAGCACUUUUGUUGCUGUCGGUGCUUCUUUCUUUUUCUCUUGUCACCUCUUCCAUAUCAUUUGUCUGUUACACAAACAUGGCAGGCAUCUUCGAGGCUCCGCGGAAUGCGGACACGCUUUUCUUGGGUGGGCAGAAAAUCACCGGUGCCGAUGUACGAGAGCAGAACGUUCUCGCCACGCAGGCGAUCGCAAAUGUCGUCAAGAGCUCCUUUGGCCCCUCCGGCUUGGACAAGAUGAUGGUGGAUGACAUCGGUGAUGUCACGGUGACCAACGACGGUGCGACCAUUCUCAGUCUUCUCGAUAUCGAGCACCCCGCCGGGAAAAUCCUCGUCGACCUGGCUCAACAACAGGAUAAGGAGGUCGGUGAUGGUACCACGUCGGUCGUUCUGAUUGCUGCAGAGCUCCUGCGACGAGGCAACGAAUUGAUGAAGAACCGCAUACAUCCCACCACCAUCAUCAACGGUUACAGACUCGCCCUCAGAGAAGCCGUCAAGUACAUGAACGAGAACAUCACUACGAAGGUUGACGCCCUUGGAAAGGACAGCCUGGUUAGCAUCGCGAAGACUUCCAUGUCCAGCAAGAUCAUCGGCGCAGACGGCGAUUUCUUUGCCAACAUGGUCGUUGACGCCAUGCUGGCGGUCAAGACGACCAACCAGAGAAACGAGGUCAAGUACCCCGUCAAGGCAGUUAACCUUUUGAAGGCACACGGUAAGAGCAGUAAGGAGUCGGUCCUUGUCAACGGCUAUGCCCUCAACUGCACUGUCGCCUCCCAGGCCAUGAAGACUCGGAUAACCGAUGCGAAGAUUGCCUGCUUGGAUAUGAACUUGCAGAAGGAGAGAAUGAAGCUUGGUGUUCAGAUCACAGUCGACGAUCCCGAUCAGCUGGAGAAGAUCCGUGAGAGAGAAGCCGGCAUCGUCCUUGAGCGUGUCGAGAUGAUUCUCAAGUCCGGAGCCAAUGUCGUCCUCACCACCAAGGGUAUUGACGAUAUGGUCCUUAAACUGUUCGUCGAGAGAGGUGCUAUGGCUGUCCGUCGUUGCAAGAAGGAGGAUCUUCGCCGGAUCGCCAAGGCUACCGGUGCCACCUUGGUUAGCACCCUGUCAGACUUGAACGGUGAUGAGAAGUUCGAGGCCUCGAAUUUGGGUUACGCAGAGGAAGUCGUGCAGGAGCGGAUAUCCGAUGACGAGUGCAUCCUUGUCAAGGGCACCAAGGUACACACUUCGGCUUCGAUCAUCCUGCGGGGCCCCAACGAUUUCACCCUGGAUGAGAUGGAGCGUUCGGUGCACGACUCCCUGUGCGCCGUCAAGCGGACUUUGGAGAGCGGUAGCAUUGUCCCCGGUGGUGGUGCCGUCGAGACGGCUCUUCACAUUUAUCUCGAGGAGUUCGCAGUCACAGUUGGCUCUCGCGAGCAACUCGCCAUCGGCGAAUUCGCCCAAUCCCUCCUGAUCGUCCCGAAGACCUUGGCAGUGAACGCCGCCAAGGACUCAUCCGAGCUUGUUGCUCAGCUCCGUGUCCGACAUGCUCUUUCGCAGCGUGUGCAGGACGGUGAUGCCAACGAGGAGGAGAAGGCCAUCGCCAAGAAGAAGACCUACCGCAACUAUGGUCUCGACCUCACCAAGGGUCGUGUCCAUGACACUCUCAAGGCCGGUGUCCUGGAACCCAGCAUGGGCAAGAUCAAGCAGCUGAAGAGUGCCGUCGAAGCUUGCAUUGCCAUCAUGCGUAUUGAUACCAUGAUCAAGUUGGACCCGGAGAGAAAGGAGGACGAUGGUCACGGUCACUAAGAAAAAAACAAGUUUUGGAAGUGAUAGUCAUGCCCCUGCGCCAUUUCCAUCUUUUCCUGUUUCCCGUAUGGGGUUUGAGAUACUUAGGGAGAGGAAAAGUAUAAUCGAGAUAUGAAAUACAUUAGUUGUAC
This is a messenger RNA of Aspergillus saccharolyticus JOP 1030-1, 1918 nucleotides long. Its product is annotated as chaperonin-containing T-complex alpha subunit TCP1. Gene Ontology annotation, biological process: protein folding. Lineage: Eukaryota; Fungi; Ascomycota; Eurotiomycetes; Eurotiales; Aspergillaceae. The record is from RefSeq and is a predicted model, not a curated record. The coding region runs from base 87 to 1787 and encodes 566 amino acids. Gene Ontology annotation, cellular component: chaperonin-containing T-complex. Gene Ontology annotation, molecular function: ATP hydrolysis activity; ATP-dependent protein folding chaperone; ATP binding. The transcript has 6 exons.